Procambarus clarkii (red swamp crayfish) is the source of this 1466-nucleotide messenger RNA. The record is from RefSeq and is a predicted model, not a curated record. Lineage: Eukaryota; Metazoa; Arthropoda; Malacostraca; Decapoda; Cambaridae.
GCCUUCAUGACCAAUGGCACCAACAUGAAUCUCCAAGUCUCCACCACAGGCUUCUCCAACAACCAUAAAGAGGUCGACUUUGACAAGGAGCCCGGCAAGGUGCACCUACGGUCGCCCUUCAUCAUGAACGGAGUGUGCGUCAGGUGGAGAGGCUACGUCGACCUCGAGCGACUGGAUGGAGUGGCAUGUCUGGAGUACGACGAGGACAGCGCCGCCGAGGAGGACCGGAUACUACGAGAGGAGAUCGAGAAAUACAAGGCACGUCUUAGGGAGUUUGAAGAGAAGCAACGGGCCUUCCGCGUCCCUACCAGCGCCCACGCCCACGCCCACGCCCACGCUCACGCCCACACACACCACUCCGAGCAGGCUAACAUACAAGUUCGCUAGCAGAUUCUAAGCCUGCUUCAUCGAAAAUCUUAACUACCAAUUCUUGAGAAGAAGAAGAAGGUCGGGUCGGGGCGUUGUCAGCGGGGUUGUACGGAGUUCGAACAAGCUUGAAGACUGUUCGACAAUUCGGAAUGGAUUCAAGGCUGUUAUUACGCAAUUGGACUGAGAAAGCGGCCACUCAGAUGGUCUGAGAGAAACGAGCCAAUUCAGAGGUUAGAAACAAAGAGAUCGGUACCGCUUGUACGAGAAUCAAGACAAUUAGGAAUGGUGAAAUGUUUUUUUUUAAGACUGUUCGAAAUGGGAAAUUAAGACUGUUCGGAAUGGGAAAUUAAGACUGUUCGGAAUGUUCGGAAUACGGCUUUUGUAAUUGUUCAGAGUUCUAAAUGGUGUUAGACACGGCCUCGAGUGCCAUAUGUUCCAAACAAGGCUGUUCCAUAGGACAAUUUGAAAAGGACAACAAGCGCAAUUGUAAAUGCUUGUCCGUUUACAAAAAAAAAGUCACCAAUCAGGACCCAAGAAGCUCCACAUUUCCGCCAAUCAGGAUCCAGGGAGUACUAGUACUCUAGUACUCCUCUAGUACUUUUUUCCCCCCAUUGAUCAAGCUUUGCUGACAACUGAACAAUCCACCCCUCCUCUUUCCCUAACGAGGCAAUUGAGUAGUUAACCAUGAAGAGGCUGAUAGUGUACGUUAAUCAAAACAAACCUUAUAUAUGAGAAUAUCUAAUAAUUACGCUCAUCUCUCUAACAAUACCUAACCACACUAACGACAGAACUACCUACUAAUGCGUGUGUAUAGUAACUAUCACUAUCUAACAAUGCUAUUAAUAACUGUAACGAUUUAAGAUUACUAAUCGAAGUCAAUCAUCAUGAUUGGAAUUUCAGCUGAAAUUCAAAGUCCAGUUUCCCAGCCCAUCGUCCUGUUUUGGUAGUUCUUACAGGAACGACGAGGAUCCCGCCAAACACACACCGAAACUACGACGUUGGUACAACGUUCGAACAAGUUUUACCACCUCCUAACCAAUUAUAACAACCAAUAUAGCAAGUUGUAACAACGUUCUAAUACGUCAUAAACACGUUAA